Messenger RNA from Syzygium oleosum, 1498 nucleotides. Its product is annotated as putative anthocyanidin reductase. The record is from RefSeq and is a predicted model, not a curated record. Lineage: Eukaryota; Viridiplantae; Streptophyta; Magnoliopsida; Myrtales; Myrtaceae. Gene Ontology annotation, molecular function: oxidoreductase activity, acting on the CH-OH group of donors, NAD or NADP as acceptor. Bases 357 to 1397 code for a protein of 346 amino acids. The transcript is spliced from 6 exons.
UGUAUCGGACUCCCUGUUUAAUUGAAAAUCUACCACCUGUCCAAGGUAAGGUAUAGAUGUAAAGCACUGACAUGGCAUGCACAUGAUAUAAAUACAUUCCCAUGUGACAGUGACAACCGUACUGUAACAUUUUUACUUAUUUGGACAUUAUAAUAGUACAUUUUCUGUUCUAAAUGGGAGACGUAGCUGUCUAUCAUUAGUGCUGAGAAAACCAGAUUUUUCAAUCCUUCCCCAGUUCUCUUGCUGCAUAUCAAGUGGGGCCAAGGGCCAUAAUGUCAAAGAGCUGCCUUUCUCAAUUCGCAUGGUUUUGCAGAGAGGAGGAAGAAGGAGAAGAAGAAGAAUAAGAGAGAACAGCCAUGGAAGACGAUGGCAAAACUUCAACUGAACUUGCAUACUGUGUCACCGGGGCGACCGGUUAUGUCGGCUCUUGGUUGGUGAAGUCUCUUCUCCGACGUGGUUACAAGGUCCACGCCGCGGUGCGCGAUCCCGCUAAAUCCUUGCAUCUGCUGUCGAUGUGGAAUGGUGGCGAGCGCUUGAAGUUAUUCCGAGCUAGUUUGCAGGAUGACGGGAGCUACGAUGAGGCGGUUGAGGGCUGCGAUGGGGUCUUUCACGUUGCUGCCUCACUGCAAUUCGACGUUCAAGAGAGUACCGAUGCGUACGUCCAGUCGAACAUCAUCGAUCCGGCGGUCCAGGGCACCCUAAACCUCCUGAAAUCAUGCCUGAAAUCACAAUCAGUGAGGAGGGUGGUGUUCACAUCUUCCAUCAGUACAAUCACUGCCAAGGACAGAGCAGGGAAUUGGAGAGACGUUGUUGAUGAAUCUUGCCAGACUCCAAUUGAUCAUGUGUGGAAGUCUAAAAACAGUGGAUGGGUUUAUGUGCUAUCAAAGCUUCUAACAGAGGAAGCAGCUUUCCAAUUUGCAAGAGAGAAUGGGCUUGACAUUGUAUCAGUGGUUACCACCACAGUUGGAGGCCCAUUCCUUACCUCCUCUGUUCCCUCCAGUAUACGAGUUCUCUCGUCCCCAAUCACAGGCGAAGUCGAGAUGUUCCAGAUAUUAUCUGCUGUGAAAUCCAGAAUGGGAUCAGUCGGUGUAGUCCAUAUUGAAGAUGUAUGCAAUGCCCACAUUUUCUUGAUGGAGCAUGCCAAAGCAGAGGGCAAAUACCUCUGCUGUGCUGAAAGUUGCCCCAUGUCUAAGUUGAUCCAAAACCUUGCGAAAAAUUAUCCACACUCGAAUAUAACAAGGUUGGUGGAUCAGGAGAAUGAGUCAGUCCCAGCUGAGAUUUCUUCAAAGAAAUUGCGGGACUUGGGGUUCAACUAUAAGCAUGGAGCAGAGGACGUUAUACGCGAAACUGUGACUGCCUGCAUAGACUUUGGCUUUCUUCCUCCAUUAGCAACUUAAAACUUGGUCUUCUGUUCGCCAAUUUGUGAAUCCAAUGGGCUACAAAACUAAAAACUAAUCAUUUGCGGCUGAAAUGAAAAGUAUUCUGAAGUUGGGUGAGA